This is a messenger RNA of Closterium sp. Yama58-4, 771 nucleotides long. NCBI's taxonomy places the organism in Eukaryota, Viridiplantae, Streptophyta, Zygnematophyceae, Desmidiales, Closteriaceae. The record is from the annotation of a GenBank genome assembly.
AUGGAGGAUUGGAGCAACAACGCAUGGCUGCUGGAAGCCGACAACGGCGGAUUCCACGUCGACGAUUGCGUUUACGAAGAGGACGAAAUCGGUUACGUCGUCGACGACGACGAGUCGCUUCCCUGGGAGCAGCAUGUGCGUAGUAAGAGGCUUACGAGAGUGGUCAACGGAUCCGACACCAUCAUGCUUCUGAUUAGACCGCGCUCUUAUGUCGCUCGCAUUCUUCUGCUCUCCUCUCCUUCCCGAGGGAACGUCGACAUCGAGCGAGUUCAGACGGCAACGGGCGUGGUGCAGGUGACGGUGUGCGGCGAUCGCGGCAACCCGCCUCUCAUCACCUAUCACGACGUCGGGCUCAAUCACUCCACGUGCUUCCAAAACCUCAUGCUCUGCGCGGACACCUCCGCGCUGCUUUUACGAAACUUCUGCGUAUUCCACGUCGACGCGCCGGGCCACGAGGAGGACGCGGAGGAGAUCUCCUCGUCGCUCCCGCUGCUCUCCGCGGACGAUCUGGCGGAGCAGGUGGCGGAGGUGGCGCGGCACUUCGCGCUCGCUGACGUCACGCUGAUGGGCGUCACCGCGGGCGCAUACGUCCUCACGCUCUUCGCUCUAUCCCACCGCCAUCUGGUGCGAGGGCUCAUUCUCGUGUCCCCGCUGCUCUCGCCGCCCUCCUGGGCCGAGUGGGCGCACAACAAGGUGAGCCGUGAAGCAUGCAGCAUGCAGUGCGCCGUACAAGAAGCUGCACAGUGCGGCGCACACUAUGGCGUACAAUGA